CCAAGAUCAUUUCGUUUUUUCCGUAGCUUUUUGCUCCCGGCGCCCAAGUCCACAACAGCAAGAGAUCUUUAGGCGGCAACCAAGGAACGAAACAUCAUGGCAGACGCAGAGGGCGUACAGCAAGAGCUGCAGGACUACCUGCAGAAGAAGGGCAUCAAUACCCUCUUCAUCAACAUCGUCGAGUCACUCCUUCUCUCCAAGCCCGAAAACCCCGUCCAACACAUCAUUGAGUACCUCAAGACCAACUUCCCCGAGCAAGCCACAUCGAGAAAGCCCGACGCGCCUGCCAUUGCGACUGGGCAUCAUUCGGACGAGUCAGAGAGCGAAGACGAACCAGACGAAGACUCGAUCGGCGAAAUGCACCAGACUACCCAACCGACGCGACCCUUUGGCAAAGGACGACGAACGUCCGUGUCCGCGGAAACUUUGGAUCCCGAGAGCGCCAAACCCCUCGAGGCCGUGACUCACCCCAAGUCACAGGAGGAACGGAAACGCAUUUCGGACAUCUUGGCCGACAACAUUCUGUUCAAAUCGCUCGACGACAAGCAGUCCAAAAUUUUGCUGGACGCGAUGUUCCCCAAGGAAUUCGACAUUGGUGAGACGAUUAUCAAGCAAGGCGACGACGGCGACAACUUUUACAUUUUGGACACGGGCGUGUGCGAGGUAUACAAGGACGACAACCUCGUGUUGACGUGCACAGAGGCCAUGUCGUUUGGCGAGUUGGCGCUUAUGUACAACGCGCCGCGCGCCGCCACGGUCAAGGUCAAGGAAAAGUCCAAGGUGUGGGCGCUGGACCGACAAACGUUCAAGUACAUCAUCAUGGAAACCACCAUGAAGAAACGAGACACGUACAAGGGGUUCAUUCAAAAGGUGCCGCUUCUCGAGAGUCUGAGCGAGUACGAGCGGCUGACGGUCGCCGACGCCCUUCGCGUGGACACGUUUGCCGACGGCGAAGUGAUCAUCCGCCAGGGCGACGACGGCAACUUGUUCUACAUCUUGUCCGAGGGCACGGCUGUGUGCACCAAGCAACUAUCACCGAACGAGCCCAUCCAGGAGAUCGGCGUGCUUGUCCAAGGCGCGUACUUUGGGGAGAUUGCGCUGCUGACGACGCGCCCCCGACAGGCGACGGUAACUGCCAAGGGCGAAGUCAAGUGUCUGACCCUGGAUCGGAAGACGUUCAAGCGGGUGAUGGGUCCGCUGGAGAACAUUCUAAAGCGCAAUUUGGCCCAGUACAACCUCGUCAUGGCCAACACCAUCUAACCCACCGACGCGCAUCGCAGGAUCAUAUGAAUUGUUAUAUAUAUAUAUAUUUUACACAACUACACAACUACUAUUAUUAAUAAUAGUAUGCAAUAGCAUGAUGAUGGUACUACUCCGGAGUAAUAUCAAUAAUAUAUGGUGUGGGUUCCAAAGGGCA
This is a messenger RNA of Aphanomyces astaci, 1417 nucleotides long. RefSeq lists its product as hypothetical. The transcript is spliced from 2 exons. The record is from RefSeq and is a predicted model, not a curated record. Gene Ontology annotation, cellular component: cAMP-dependent protein kinase complex. Gene Ontology annotation, biological process: regulation of protein phosphorylation. Lineage: Eukaryota; Oomycota; Saprolegniomycetes; Saprolegniales; Verrucalvaceae. Bases 97 to 1260 code for a protein of 387 amino acids. Gene Ontology annotation, molecular function: cAMP-dependent protein kinase regulator activity.